Molecule: messenger RNA, 353 nt
Organism: Staurois parvus
Lineage: Eukaryota; Metazoa; Chordata; Amphibia; Anura; Ranidae
Source: the annotation of a GenBank genome assembly
UAGGCAUGCAGACUGCUUCUACAAACAUUUUGUGAAAGAAUGGAUUGCUCUCAGGAGCUCAGUGAAUUCAAACGUGUUACCGUGAUAGGUUGCCACCUGUGCAAUAAGUCCAUCCGUGAAAUUUCCUUGCUACCAAAUAUUCCAUGGUCAACUGUUUGUGGUAUUAUAACAAAUGUAAUGCAAAGCAUUGGAUACAGUGGUGAAAGCACACCGCCACUGGACUCUAGAGCAGUGGAGACGUGUUCUCUGGAGUGACGAAUCACACUUCUUUGUCUGGCAAUCCAAUGGAUUUGUCUGAGUUUGGCGGUUGCCAGAAGAAUGGUACUUGCCUGACUGCAUUGUGCCAAGUGUAA